AUGGGCAAGCAUGCCGCGAGCCGUAGCAAGGCUGAAUCGGCUGCCGACUCUCACUAUGUCUGGCCACCACGAUCCCCCCGGCGCGCUAACUACGGAAGUGAUUAUGACUCGGACUACGGGUCUGCGCCGUCGGUCCCUGACACAAACGACAGCAUUCACUCCUAUGCGCCGGACUCAGACAUCUAUUCCCCCAACACCUCGUUCGGUGCCAACACCUCGUUAGAUGAACAUGACCCCCGCGGUCAGAAUAUGCAGGUCAUCCGAGACCUGGAGGCCUAUGGUUCUGCCCAGAAGGUUGGCGUGGCCUCCGCUAACCGGGGGAUCCCAGACGAUUUUGGGACCUCUUCAGGCGGGUCCUCCCAGAUGGUGAUGAGCAGGAGGUCGUGCGCGAGGCCUUCAUGGCGAUUUGGGAGCUACAGAAUCAUCCAUUACGGGGAUGGCGGAACAACAGUUCUGGCUGAUUCAAGAUGUUUUGGCGAGGAGCUGGCAGUGGGACUUGCACACCGGCAUACUGAAGCACUGGAUUUCUUUCAUCUGUUGCUUAACGAACACAGAGCGGUCGCUGUAGUGCCAACGUUCGAGGAGGAGUUCGCCUUUCCCAUCGCGUCCACUGUCAAGAGAUACAUGUCCGUCAGCGGGAUGGGCUGGUCCAAGGUCACGAUGAGUGUUGCACCCCGGACAACAAUCAAGAACUCUGACGUGCAGUUUCGCAUCAAAUAUGGCGCGGUCAGGCUCAACGGACACGAGAACAAACUCGGUAGGGAGGUCUUCCUUGUUAUGGUGGCUCAGAGCAGAACAGAGUUCUUGUACCAAGCAAAGAAGAUGGCCGCCGCCGUGCCGUCCCUCAAGAGGCUCCAGGGCUUCAUGAUCGUCAUUAUAGGAGAUCUAGGCGAGGGUCAUGACGGUCUCGAGUUCAUACCGGCCUCGAGCUUCGACCCCGGUACACGGAUCGAAUGCUGCAUGCUGUCGUACGAACGACAGGAGUUCGUCAUGUUCAAUCAUCGAGCUGCGAGUGCAGUGGGGUUCCAGGAUUGGGAGAACGAUCCCAAUUUCAUGCGGUGGCUGGAUCUCAUUCAGCCAGGAUCAGCUUCACCGAAGACGAUGCCUCCUGACGCAUUCCUCACAUUCAACGCUCGCAUGCAAUCUAUCCUCACCUGGCACUACCUCCAUCAACUGAAGCCGCAACAGUGGACGAAGCAUCCCCCUCUGCAGACUCGAUCGAAAGAUUGGGGAAACGUUGGCGCAGAUCUUAUGUCCAUGAUGCACGCGGCGUCGCAGCAGAUCGCCGGCGGACUUAGUGGCAUAGGAGGCCACGGUGGCAAGGCAUUUUUAGGCGGCGGUAUCGGACCAUACGGUGAGGCAUCCCAGUGGCGUGUGCAACGUGUUGCACGCGCGCUUACCUUAGUCCCGCGGUCCGGAAGCGCAGAAUACAAGAAGCAAGGAUGGACCGAUACAACAAAGCUGUCAAUUGUGUCAUGGAUAACGCCGAUGGGAAAGGCGUGUAGAUGUAGAGCCGCCAUGCCCAGCCAUACUCAUGAGGGGCUCAUCUCGUACUUUCAACAAGUCUUCCACUUCCUCUAUACCUAUGCCUACCUUCAUGCAUCCAAUAACGCCCAUCUCUACUCCUCGGGUCAGGUAUCCGGCCUCACCUCGGCCAGCUCGUACUUACUUCAAGACGGCUCGGGCGGGUGGAUCAAACCCGAUCUGUGCCUGCUCAUUUUCUUAGGUGCAGCGGCGCAUGUCUUGGUCUUGCUCGAGGUUUGCGUCUCCCAGUCCGCCCCCAAUAUCAUGGGCAAGAUGGAGAAACUCCUGGGUGUUACGGCUCAGCCUGCCCUCUCGAUGUUCUUCGUCUUCGUGCGAGAGUCAAAGAUCAAGUCACCUAAGCUCCUCACACACGUCUGGGAGAGAACUUGGGUUCACUCCAAGACUCGCAUGGCGACCCCUAGUGGCCUCUUCAAGUACAAACCCGCUCGCAAAGGGUUGGGGAGGCGAUGGGGAAGGGGGACGACACUGCAGAGAACGCUAGUGUCUGAGGCAGGCGGGUUUCGACAGAUUAUCAGGACCAACGAUCUCACCUUCGCCCCCGCCGUUUACUGGAGGAGGGGCACUGCAAGGCCGGCGGUAGAUCAGGUGGAGUUGGACAAUCUGGUUCUCCACGGAGCAGCUCGAGCCUAUAUCGUUCUGGCACACCCAUGGGACUUCCACAAGGUCCGACGCGCCAGUAUAGAGAAGCAUGCACUUCCCCGAGUACUGCAAGACUUUGUUUCUUUGGAGAUAUCCCGUGAUGUUGGCAAACCAUGGGUUCGCUCCCCCUAUGCCUCCCGGGCAGCUGUAGCUCGUUUCAGGGACGAGCUGCUCAAAUCACAGGAAGUCGACCUCAACACGUAUCCCAUUGCCCAGCAACUCAAGGGUCGAGUGACGAUGAAAUAUGUCAAGUCCAUGGUCACACACUGUGUUGCGGACGUCAGAAUGGCGGUUAUGACGACCGCUGGGGAUCACUUGAGGGAUAUCGUGAAGGGGGAGCCCGCGGUGCAAGGCAGUGGCAGCUACGAAUAUAUAAAGGACACAUUACGUAUAACAAAUCUUCGUAUGUCAAUCCAAUCUUCUUCCUCUUUCGCCUGGAUGUCUUCGCUGACCAUGUCCGACGACCCACUGGCAACAGAUCCCUGCCCACACCCCAUGAUUAAUCUCGUUCUCUCCCUAACUGAGGCAACUGCUCUCGAAGCGGUUCUAGAGCAAUGUCCACUGGCUGACCGAAUUCUCCAAUCAGUUCUGUGGUGUCUUUGGGACUCGGCCAAUGCCCAGGGAAAUUGGCUUGGAGCUACGGGCCGAGCAGCACCCUCGACACGCUCUAGUACACCCAGCUUUCCCGACGACGAAGGAACGGGAGGGGUGACAGGAGUAGAGUGGGAGGAGACAGGACAGCCUAAUGCGAAAGAGGUGACAGGAACAGAGGAUGAUGCACCGCCUGAGACCAAUGACUACCAGUCUCAACAAGGCACACCGCGAGUCGCGCGCGUCAUCAAGCAAAGCCCAAGAAAUCCAAACAUCAUCGACGUGCUGACUACACUUUUGGAGAAACUUGUAAAAAGAAGACAGGCGGAGCAGCAGUCAGAAACACCUUUUCUGGCACGACUUGGAAGCGCGGUUGUUGCCAAUUCACUGCAAGAAUGUACAACAUCUCUCGCUGGGUUGCUGAGAGAUGGGGACGUUGGCGAAGGCUUCUUCGAUGACAGUCUGCCGUCCAUCCUGCAGCGAUGCAAGCGAAUCGAACGCAAUGGCACCACAAAGUUUAUCGCCGUCAUGUCCGGGGACUUGCUGGAGCCCCGCCUCGUCGCACAUUCAUGUAUUGGAUUGCGGCGGCCAGCAAAUUUGCAGCCGUUGCCCUUGGAGGUAUAUUGGCUUUACCUGUUAGAUCUGGGACAUCAGGAAAAACUGCCCGCAGGGCCGGAGCUCUUAGAAUUGAUUUGA
Molecule: messenger RNA, 3471 nt
Organism: Fomitopsis serialis
Lineage: Eukaryota; Fungi; Basidiomycota; Agaricomycetes; Polyporales; Fomitopsidaceae
Exons: 19
Coding region: 1-3471 (1156 amino acids)
Source: RefSeq, a predicted model, not a curated record